AUGAGCCAUAUGGUUGACUCGAGUGAACAAUACAAUAGUGGACGUGAACGAUUUAGUACUGCAUCUUUAUUGAAAGCAUUAUAUAACAAUCGAUCAUAUUUGGCAUUUGUAGUAGCGAAUGAGUAUUGGAAUUUUUGUAAUCAUCAAGAUGGAUCCAAUCCAUUGGACAAGACUCCUAUUCGUUUCAAAAAUAUGCAUCAACAAGUAGUGAAAUAUCCAUCCUCACAACCAAUGAUACCAUUUACAAUCAUGAAUGACAAGACUAGAAUGAAUGAAGGUCAUUCCCUUAAUUCUACAAUAUUUAUUGAAAAUGAACAUUAUACAUUGAAAUGUGUGCGUUGGAAUGAAAUGUCUACAAAAUCUCAACGUGAAAUUACAUCCAAUGCUGUUCUUGCUAUUAUUGGAUCUCUUUAUGCUAAAUGUGGUCUCUCAGUUGCCAGAGAAUUUAUUGAAGAAGAAAUUAUUAGAGAUCGACCUUCUCAAGUAUUCAAAAAAUUACUCUUUUUAGAUGAACCUCAAAUGGUAUUGAGUGAUUUAGUAGGAUCUUAUUAUCACUACAAUAUGAAAUAUGUUGAAGAAUAUGUUAAAUCUAUGAAUUGUUUUAAAUGUACAUUGUAUGUCAAGAAUAGAGUCAUUGGUGAUGCCAAUGCUAAGGAUGCAUUUAAGGCUAAAAAAUUGGCAUGUUUUGAUGGUUUAAUGAGAUUACAAGCAAUGAUUCCAAAUUAUUAA
Messenger RNA from Naegleria lovaniensis, 729 nucleotides. RefSeq lists its product as uncharacterized. NCBI's taxonomy places the organism in Eukaryota, Heterolobosea, Eutetramitea, Acrasida, Naegleriidae. The coding region runs from base 1 to 729 and encodes 242 amino acids. The record is from RefSeq and is a predicted model, not a curated record. The transcript has a single exon.